Molecule: messenger RNA, 4329 nt
Organism: Carassius auratus (goldfish)
Lineage: Eukaryota; Metazoa; Chordata; Actinopteri; Cypriniformes; Cyprinidae
Gene: ubtf
Product: upstream binding transcription factor
Exons: 20
Coding region: 1-2208 (735 amino acids)
Source: RefSeq, a predicted model, not a curated record
AUGAAUGGAGAAAUGGACCCCACUGCUAAAGAACCCGUUUGGGAGCAGGAUGACCUGUUGAAGCUGUUGGAAUGCAUGAAGGUGAACCUGCCAGAAAAAGAUCUGUCGAAGUACAAGACGUCCGAGUCCCAUUUGGACUGGGAGAAAGUGGCUUUCAACUCCUACUCUGGGGAGAUGUGCAAACAGAAAUGGCAGGAGGUUUCACGUGAGAUUCGCAAAUUCCGCACCCUUACUGAGCUGAUCGUAGACGCGCAGGACUACGUCAAAAAUCCGUACAAAGGAAAGAAGCUGAAGAAACACCCAGACUUCCCUAAAAAGCCGCUGACACCGUAUUUCCGUUUCUUUAUGGAGAAGCGUGCCAAGUACGCUAAACUACAUCCAGAGAUGAGCAACCUAGAUCUCACAAAAAUCCUGUCCAAAAAAUACAAGGAGCUCCCAGAGCGUAAAAAAGACAAAUAUGUGAAAGACUUUCUCAGAGAAAAGGAGACUUUCAUGCUCAGCAUGAUGAAGUUUAAGCACGAUCAUCCCGACCUUCUAGAGAAUGUUAACAAGAAGUCCAAUGGUCCAGAGAAGCCCAAGACGCCCCAGCAGCUGUGGUACUGCCAUGAGAAGAAGGCCUUUCUCAAAGCACACCCAGAUGCGACUACCAAAGACAUCAAGGACUGUAUUGGCAAGCAGUGGCCACAGCUCUCAGACAAGAAGAGGAUAAAGUGGAUCACAAAGUCUCUGGAGCAGAAGAAACUGUAUGAGGAGAAGAUGCGCGAGUAUAUCCAGCAGCACCCGGAGAUGCACAUGACGGAGGAGAACAUCGUCAAAUCCACUCUGACCAAAGCAGAGCGACAUCUCAAGGACAAGUUUGAUGGGCGGCCAGACAAACCGCCUUCUAAUGGUUACUCUAUGUUCUGUGCUGAGCUGAUGUCCAGUAUGAAAGACGUUCCCAGUACAGAGCGUAUGGUCAUGUGCAGCCAGCGCUGGAAAGUCAUCAAACAGAGUGAGAAAGAUGCCUACCAAAAGCGCUGUGAGCAGAAAAAGAAAGAAUAUGAAGUUGAGAUGAAUCGUUACUUAUUAAGCAUCUCCGAGGAGGAACAGCAGAGAAUCCUGUCAGAACAGAAGAUGGGCAGCUUUAAAAGAGGAGGUGGAGGCAGUAGUCCCGCUUCCAAAAAGAAGAGCUCACAAGCAAAGUCCAGUGCAGAGAAGCCCAAGCCUCCUGUGUCUGCCAUGUUUAUUUUCUCUGAGGAGAAGCGCCCAAAACUUCAACAGGAAAGGCCUGAUCUUUCUGACAUGGAGCUCACCAGACUACUGGCCCGCAUGUGGAAUGAUCUUACUGACAAGAAGAAGGAGAAGUAUAAAAACCUGGAGAUGACGCUAAAGGCAGAGUCGGAAAAACAGAGCAAAGAGGACAAAGGGAAACUACCAGAAACGCCCAAAACGGCUCAGGACAUCUGGCAACAAAGCGUUAUCGGAGACUAUCUUGCCCGAUUCAAGAAUGAUCGAGUUAAAGCUCAAAAAGCCAUGGAGGGCACCUGGAACACCAUGGAGAAGAAAGAGAAGCUCAUGUGGAUCAAGAAGGCAGCAGAGGACCAGAAGAGAUAUGAAAGGGAGCUGAGCGAGAUGCGAUCUCCUGCCCCAGUCUUCACCCCUGGGAAGAAAAUGAAAUUUGAGGGUGAACCUAAGAAGCCACCCUCGAACGGUUAUCAGAAGUUCUCUCAGGAGAUGCUGUCAAACGGCGAGCUGAAUCAUCUUCCCAUGAAAGAGCGCAUGGGGGAGAUCGGAGGCCGCUGGCAGGCGCUUGCUCAGAAGGAGAAGGACCGUUACAAAAGACUGGCAGAAGAGAAACAGAGGCAGUACAAAGGGCUCCUCGAGGAGUGGCUUGCGAGUUUAUCAUCACAAGAGAGAGUUGUUUAUAAAGAAUAUAAUUCUCUGAAACGGAGGAGCACAGCAAAACCAGGUGGGACCGCUGCGAAAGCGAAACCCAAGGCCAAACAGUUGGAAGUGGAAGAGGAUGAUGACGAUGAUGAUGAAGAAGAGAAGGAAUCUGAUGACGGAUCAUCCUCCGAUGAUGACAGCGAUGAUGAUGACGACGACGAUGAUGAUGAUGAUAAUGACGAAGACAUUGAGGACGAAGAGGUUGAGGAUAAAGAGAAUAAAUCGGAAAGCAGCAGCAGCGCUUCCAGCUCUGACGAUUCAUCGGGCUCAGACUCGGACUGAGCUCACAGACUGCCAGACAUGCUGUGAACUGAGCCAUGAGCCGGGGGUCUGAGCCUGCUCUGCACUGAGCUCUUCUCACCACAGGAGGGGCUCACCCCGCUGUCACACCUCUCACACACUCUUUUAUUCUGUUCUGUUCUCCCCUGCACUUCUGCUUUUAUUUGUAACUCCCUCGAUGAAUUGGCUCGGCAGGUUUUAAGGCAUUUUAGGCAACGUGUACGAGGAUGUAUGGUCUAAAUUCCUCCCAACACUGAAGAAAGGGUGCAGUGCUCUGCUGUUGGCUUGUAGUAGCGGUGAAGCGUUAUUAGGACGCCCCGUGUUUGUUUUAGAGGACAGAGAGAGCACCAGGUGUCAUUUUCUUUUCCGUGAAUGAGCCAAAGAGUCUCUUAGUUUCACAGAUUAUUUCGGGAGGUACAGGGGACCAAAUAAUUGCACUCUGAAGAAUGUUUGCUUUCUUUUUCUUCUGUCUGUACCUCUCCUGUUCUUCCUCUCCCUUCUCAGCUCCCUCCAUUUUGGCUUUGGUGUUUGUCUUUGCUUUUUCGGUUCAAAACAUUGUGGUAUUUUCAGGAACAAUGAAGCCAUUUUGAAUGUGGCCGCAUGGCCCCCGCUGGUCUCGCACGCGGUUCUUGUUCAGCAGGCGUUUGUGUGCUGCCUUUACCUGCUCCUGAUGAGGGGUUCAUGGUGAAAAUGGACUAUUUAUUUUUGUCCUGUUUUAGGAAUGCUGCCCGUGACGGGUUUGAGUUUGCUGUUCGUUCAGAUAAUAAAACCGACUGAUGUUACAUAACGAGGAGGACUUGUUUAUCAGUUAAUUGUUUGGCAACGCAAGCAAUGUUCUCGCAGAAAUAUGCUUGUCUUGUUUUUGUUUUUUUUGUGGAUAGGGCACCAACAUAUUUCUCUCAUUUGUUAAUAAUGGUUAUGUGUUGUUUGAAGCUGACUUUUAGUUUCUCUUUCCAACCACUGUUUUAUUUGGUGCUCCAAAGAACUGAUUUUCUUUUUAAAAACAGUAUGUUUUAAAUAUGCAUGGAUGUGAGUUACCCCACAAUUCAGUGCACUUAUGAUGGAGUCCCUUGCUCACAAGCCCUGUGUGUUUGUUUUUUCAGUAUUCUUCUUUCUGCAUUUCACUCAUUCGCCCAUAACCUCAACCACUUCACAGGUCUUUCACGCACCAGCUCAAGGAAUGUAAUGGAGAUGUUUUAUUUAAGAGAGGGAUAGCGUUAUUUGUUAUGCGUUCGUGUGUGUCUGUGUAUAUAUAUGAGCAGUUUUGAGGGUGACUGGUAUAUUCUCUCAUUCCAAUGCUCUGGCCUGAAAUGGCAACUAAAUGUAGUUAAACCCACAACCCAGCAUCCUCUGCUGAGCUACCACCUUUUACUCAGUAUUUUUAUGCAGCCCUCAAUUUAAUCGGGGCAAUGUAAGUGAUUUUUUUUUUUUCCCCCUCUGUCUAAAAUGUUGAGCCUUGGUAAUUUGCAUAUAAAGACAAGUGUAUAAUUAUUAUUAUUAUUAUAUAUUUUUUAUUUUUUUAUUUUUUUUGUGUGUGUGUAUUUGCUGUACCAGACAUGUGACCUUUAUUCUAGGCACCCGAAAUAAUUAAGGCCUGUAUCAUGCAAAAAGUUGUGUUCUUUCAGUUUGAGAAACAUAAUUUGAUUCUAGAUGAUUUGAAUGAUGGGCCGGGAUAAAAAAAAACUCCUGUGGACCUUUCAAGAUUUGUUAAUAUUUUAUAGGAUUUUGAGUCUCGCAAAUAGAUUUGGGUUGGGUUCAGUGCUGUUGUAAGGUAUUUGUACAUAUAGCUUUCUCUUUUUCCUUUUUUUUUUUUUUUUUUUUUUUUUCUUUGUAAUGAGUGAACAUUAUUGCGUUUUGUAUUUUCGGUUGGCUAAGCAAUAUUCUGCUAUAGCCAAAAUGAGUGUGUUUGUCAAUUAGGGACAUGUUUUUAAUUUGGUAAGGUUUAGUUUUUUUUUUUUUUUUUUUUUUUAAACCCCUUUCCAUGUUUGUUUAUUUGUAGAAAUGGCAAAAAAAUAUAUAUACAUUUGUACUACAGAUUUGAAACAUUUGGACGUUUUCUAUAGCAAGAGAUGUUCUUUCCCUGCAAUUUACAAUUUGAGCAAAUAAACCUUCUCUUAAACAGAA